Messenger RNA from Varroa destructor (honeybee mite), 955 nucleotides. RefSeq lists its product as uncharacterized. The record is from RefSeq and is a predicted model, not a curated record. Lineage: Eukaryota; Metazoa; Arthropoda; Arachnida; Mesostigmata; Varroidae.
UAGUUUGUUUGUUGACAGUUUCAGUUUCACAUAGAUAGGAUUUUAUCUAUCGUAUUAGAGCGUGUACUAGGAGACUAACUAGCGAGGUCGCUAUUCAGAAUCCACUCACUUACACAUCUCUUAUAUUGAAUGUUGAACGUCACAAUAUCAGAGCGCUACCUAUCGCGGACGACCAGCAAAACAAAUCGUUAUGUUCACGUUACAAAGAUGUUUUGGCUACUCACUGCCAGUCAACAAUAGCAGUUAGAAAGAUUUCAUAUGUACUGAAGUAAAACGAAAUCGGUGGGGUUUAAAUGGAAGUUAGCCGUUGGCAAAAUGUAGAGGAGGAUUUGAAUUUGUGCUUCAGCCCAAUGGAGGUUCGAGAAAUACAGCAAGUGACAACUCAAGAGAUCCUUGCCGUUGAAAACUGGAAGGGCUUGUGUCGCAACGUUCAGGCUGUAGCCAAGAAAAAAAACGACCAAGUUAGUUGGCUUGUCGCCUAUGGAAUAGUUGCCGAAUGCGGAAAGGCUAUGCUCGUGUACAAAGCGACAUACCCGUGUAACCAACAGUUAUUGAUUUACAAAUUAAACGCUACUGGUGGUAUCGUCACCGCUCGUCCUCCAGAAUGGGAAAAUAUCAAUAUAUAUCGUGAGCAUCCAAUCAUGUAUGGCUUCCCCUUGCAUAGAAACCUCAUCGACGACAUCAUACGAAAACACUAUUCACACAGAGCCGCUAAAAUGGCUACGGCCGUCUCAAAGGCUCUUCCUUUGGUACGAGAUAAAUCCUACACAUGGAUGACUAUUUGCGGAGAAUCGUUUAUGGCUUCGUCGGAAGGCGGCUUUGAAAAUGAGGCCAUUGUGUACUUUGGGAAAAUUAACCAGAUGCAUUUACUCGUUAUUAAAGUCAAAGCCAUCGAAGCACGUACCUCUCUAUGAUAAUUUUACUGUGUAGUGAGAAAGAAGUAGCGUACAAUAAA